UUUGUGAUGGAUCGCAUGUCAUUUAUGAAGAGGGCACAGCUCAAAGCGGCCGAGGAGCUGAAGGCCCAACAGCCUGGUGCCUCCCUGCGUCCAAGCCCCCGGUGCAGCCGAAGAAGAAACGGCAGGCCGAUGAGGGCCAAAAAAAGUUGACCGAGGUGGGAAUGAAGCCUCCCAAGAAGUCAAAGAGGGCUUCCUCUGCCGGUGAUGCUGGGACAUCGGUUGUUCCUUCUGGGGACGGAGGGGGUUCAAACCCUGAUGCUUUGGUGGACCACCCUUCGGGCCCUUCGUCCACCACUCUCUCCACUGUUCCUGCUACUGUAACGGCCGCCCGUAAGAAAGGGUCCGACCGAGAGCUGGUCAAAGGGACCUACAAGCUCGAGGCCGAGUACCCCGCCAAAGGGGGGCUGUUCAACGAAAUCAUUGACGGCCACGAGGUGAUUUCUCAGGCUAUCCCUGACGAAGACCGGGCUUAUCUGAAGAAGCUCGGUCAUGUGAAGAUGUACGAUGGUGGGAUGGACCACAUCGUCCAAGGUGCCUUCAUGUUGAUGGAAAGCAACAGGAGGCAAGAAAAAGAGAUUGCC
This is a messenger RNA of Cuscuta europaea, 581 nucleotides long. NCBI's taxonomy places the organism in Eukaryota, Viridiplantae, Streptophyta, Magnoliopsida, Solanales, Convolvulaceae. The record is from the annotation of a GenBank genome assembly.